ACAUAUGUGCUCCACAUCAAUUUCUUUAGUUGAAGCAUCUUGCACUAAAAUGCUACAUAAGUCCUUAAAGCAUCUUGCACUAAAAUGCUCUUUAUAGAAGUCAUUUUUCCUAUUUUUUUCCGGUGUUUGAGAGCAAAGUCAAUGAAAAAUAGGUGAUAUUCAAGGUAGAAGGCAGUGAUGCAAUGGAAUAGGCUCUGGUUUACAUUCCGUUGAUCGGGAAAGCGAAUGGGACGGUGAGGAGAUCAGAUAAAGAUCGUCACAGACAAACAAGCGUUUGAUACAUACUAUAAAACCCUAAACUUUCACUUCUAAUCUCUCGUCACUGUGUACGAGAUCUUAAAAUUGGGCUGAGCGUCAGAGAUGAGUUACUUGACUGCAUCUUUGUCUCCGAAUUCUUUUCAACUCCGGUUAACUUUCAGUUAUAGAAAACCAUCAAACCUAUUGGUUAGAGUGCAUGUUGGGAAGAAGGAUUACAAUCACAGGCUGCAUUUACUUUCUAUUGGGGGAAAAACUCUCGGGAGAAAUGGUAAUGGAUUGGAAAGGCAUGAUUUUUUGGUUAAUUCUGUUUCUUCGGCGGAUGAAUUCGCGGGAUGGUCCGGAGCUGAUGAAGCUGAAAGGUCGAACGAUGCUGAGGGGAAGCAGUCCAUUGCAGGGCUUUUGGGAGCAGGGGUAGCUGGCAUUGUCUUGGUAGCUGGAAUUAUCUUUGCCACUUUAUCAAUAAGCAAGCACAACAUGUCCAGAUCGAAGCAACGAAUGGAUCCCUUAAAAAAACAACAAGUAAUGACCGUUGUUGGUGAUGAUCACAUUGAUACCAUUGAAUCAAAGAGCAGUGUCCUCAACAAUAAAGUGAACGAAGAUGACAAUCUAGAAAUCAAUGGAGUUAUAGACAAUGAUCCCUUCUUACAUCCUGAAAACCAUAAAGCUGCUGAUAAUAUUCUCAGUGAUGGUAGCGACACAGGGCACACAUUCACAAAUAGUUACCCAAUUGGGAAGGCCCCCACUAAACAUGGUUCUCACAAUGAAGCGGUGAGUGAUGACACUUCAUUUGCAACUGAAGAUCUAUUUGAAACACCUGAUGCUGGAGUUCCUGAGUCAUUUAGUCACUCAAGCUUUGAAAGCAAAGAUGCUAGUUUUGCAUCUAGAAAACCAGGAUUAUUAAAUGAACAAUAUGGGGAGGACUUUGAUGAUAAACAUUCACCUCGUAUACCAGCUGUUAUACCCAGUUUAACAAACCAAAGCAUUGAACACCAAGGAGUGUCAAAUUUAAAUGAAACAGGAGACUCCUACAGUUUACGUGAUUUGCCAUCUGCUGAGGCUGUAAAUUCACAGUCUGCCUCUAUGGUAGAAUCUAUGGUUGAGGAUGUUGGCAUACAGAAUGUAGUCGAGAUUCCAACUGAAGCAGACAAUUUAGUUUCAGAAGCCCAUGAUGCAGACAUAGGUGAAUUAUCAACAACAGCAUUAGAGGGCACUGUUGUGAAUCUGAAUUCUAAAGAACAAAAAGAAAACACCCUUAACAGAUCAAUUUACAGCUUUUCAAAUUCUGAAGGUAUCUUUGUCUAUGCUGGCAUACCUGCUCGAUCUUCUGUCUCUGAAUCUCUGCAAGCACUUCCAGGGAAGGUGCUAGUUCCUGCUGCCAUUGAUGAAGUCCAUAGUCAGGCAUUAGCAGCCUUACAAGUUUUGAAGGUUAUUGAGGCUGAUGUUCAACCCGGUGACCUUUGUACUCGCCGUGAAUAUGCCCGGUGGUUGGUUGCAUCUAGCUGUGCUCUAUCAAGGUCCAUUGUCUCCAAGAUCUAUCCUGCGAUGUAUAUUGAGAAUGUUACUGAGCUUGCCUUCGAUGAUAUUACAACUGAAGAUCCUGACUUCCCCUUCAUACAAGGCUUGGCCGAAGCUGGUCUUAUCUCCAGCAAGCUAUCAAGAGGUGACAUGCAGUCAUCUUCAGAUGGAGAACAAAGUCCCAUCUUCUUUUCUCCUGAUAGUCCUUUGUCACGUCAGGAUCUUCUCAGUUGGAAGAUGGCCCUAGAGAAAAGACAGCUUCCUAUAGUUGACCAGAAGAUGUUGAAGCAACUAUCAGGGUUUAUAGAUAUUGACAAGAUCCAUCCAGAUGCAUGGCCUGCCUUGGCAGCAGAUUUAGCAUCAGGGGAACACGGAAUAAUAGCCCUUGCACUUGGAUAUACAAGGCUGUUCCAGCCAGAUAAACCUGUGACAAAAGCCCAAGCUGCAAUUGCCCUUGCAACUGGUGAAGCUUAUGAUGUUGUUAGUGAGGAGCUUGCCCGCAUUGAGGCUGAAUCUAUGGCUGAAAAGGCUGUCACUAUCCAUAAAGCUUUGAUAGCUGAAGUGGAGAAAGAUGUCAAUGCAAUUUAUGAGAAGGAACUCUCAUUGGAAAGAAAAAAGAUUGAUGCUGUGCGGAAACUAGCCGAGGAUGCAAGACAAGAAUUAGAGAAGAUGCAAGCUGAAUGGGAGGAAGAGAAUCUUGCCUUGCUGAAGGAGCGUGCUACGGUUGAUUCAGAAAUGGAAGCUUUUUCCCGGUUAAGAAGUGAGGUAGAGGAGCAGCUACAUACCCUCGUGAGCAACAAGUUGGAGAUCUCUCAUGACAAAGAAAAGCUCAAAAAACUCCGGGAAGAUGUUGAACAUGAGAGUCAAGAGAUAUCAAGGUUACAAUACGAGCUAGAGGUUGAGAGAAAAGCAUUGUCUAUGGCUAGAGCUUGGGCUGAAGAUGAGGCUAAAAGAGCUAGAAACCAAGCAAAGGCCCUGAAGGAGGCAAGAGAUCGUUGGGAGAAGCAUGGCAUCAAGGUGGUUGUCGACGAUGAACUACAGGAAGAAGCAAAUGCUGGUGUCACAUGGCUAAGUGCUGGAAAGCAGUUGACAAUUGAAGGAACCGUGGGUAGGGCAGAGACCUUGGAGGACAAGCUGAGAGGAAUCUCUGGUUAUGUUAGAGGAAAAUCGAAAGAUAUGAUUCACAAAAUAAUGGAGAAGAUACAUUUAUAUAUUACCAUUUUAAGGGAGUUGGCACAGAAAGGAUGUAGGGAGGCCGUAAUGCUAAAAGAUACUGCCACAGCAAAGAUGAGUAACUCUCUCCACUCCGUGAAGCACGGCUCUGCUGAAUUUGGGGAGGGAGUUAAGCGAUUUGCUGGAGACUGCAAACAAGGAGUUGAGAAAAUCUCUCAAAAAUUCAAAACUUAAACCUGUCAUACUUGUCAACAUCCCUUUCUUGUACUUUGGUUGGGCCGUUGGGGCCACGAUUCCUCCCCAGGAUAGUAAGAGAGUCCAUGUAGAGAACAAACCAAUCCAUGUUUUGGAACUAGAAGAAUAUCUCUGCUAAUUGUGUUUACUUUAAAAUAAUUACGGAGUACUAUACGACUACUUAUUGUAAAAAAAAAAAAAAGAAAGUAUAGUGUUCUUUGAUUUACAAUGAUUCGGAUGAUUGGGGAUUUGUUCGAAACACUGCAUAUUGCUUAACUACAUAAUUG
Molecule: messenger RNA, 3467 nt
Organism: Cuscuta campestris
Lineage: Eukaryota; Viridiplantae; Streptophyta; Magnoliopsida; Solanales; Convolvulaceae
Source: the annotation of a GenBank genome assembly